AUGAAGACAGGCUGUGCAGCAGGGAGCCUGGGGAGUGAAUGGCUUUUCUCCAGUCGCGGCAAGAGAAAUUUGACUUUUAACAUAUGCUCCAGUGGGACACACCAUCUAGUCCUUGGACUUGACAUGGACGGAAGAUCCGUGUGGAAAAAAGACCCCAAUUUAAGUCCUGUGAAUGAAACUCAGCUGUUUCCGUAUGACACAUUCCCUCCGGAGUUCCUCUGGGGUGUAGGAACUAGUGCUUUUCAAGUGGAGGGGAGCCAGAGGAAGGAUGGGAAAGGACCCUCGAUAUGGGAACACUUCAUCCAGUCACCUCUCGGAACCGGUUCCAGGAUCGAUGACUCCAGUGACAGCUACACUCUCCUGGAAAAAGAUUUGACAGCUCUGGAUUUUUUGGGCGUUUCUUCUUACCACUUUUCGAUUUCCUGGCCAAGGCUCUUUCCCACUGGGAUGGUAACAGCUGUCAACGAACAGGGGCUCCAUUACUACAACAGGCUUCUCAAUGCUCUUAUCCACAGACGGAUUGAGCCAGUGGUCACCCUUUACCACUGGGAUUUACCUUUGGCACUGCAAGAGGAAUACGGGGGCUGGAAAAAUGAAUCCCUCAUCGAUAUUUUCCACGACUUUGCCAACUUUUGCUUCCAAGCCUUUGGGGAUCGCGUUAAAUACUGGAUUACAAUCCACAAUCCUUACCUGAUUGCUUGGCAUGGGUAUGGCACGGGUAUCUAUGCACCAGUUGAGAGGAGAGAAAGAGCAUCUGUCUACAUCGUGGUCCACAAUCUGAUCAAGGCCCAUGCAAGAAUCUGGCAUCACUACGACCAGCAUUUCCGGCCACAACAGAAAGGAUUCUUGUCGAUAACACUGGGAUCCCACUGGAUUGAACCGAACCGCUCCAAGGACACUUCAGACAUGACAAAGUGUCAGCAGUCCAUGCAGACAGUAUUAGGGUGGUUUGCCAAUCCAAUCCAUGGGGAUGGAGAUUACCCCGAAGAGCUGAAAAGUGAACUCGUUAACAUUUUGCCCAAGUUUACCGAGGCAGAGAAAAAUCAGAUAAAAGGAACGGCUGAUUUCUUUGCUUUUUCCUUUGGCCCUAAUAAUUUUAUACCACGGAGCUUGCUACCUAAAAUGGGACAAAACUUCUCACUCAACCUAAGGGAAGUACUCAACUGGAUUAAGCUGGAAUAUCACAAUCCUCGAAUCUUUAUUGCAGAAAACGGGUGGUUCACCAAAAGCGAUGUCCAGACAGAAGACACCACAGUCAUCUACAUAAUGAAGGGUUUUAUUAGUAAAGUCUUACAAGCUAUUAAGUAUGAUAAUAUUGACGUAUUUGGUUACACGGCUUGGUCCCUCUUGGAUGGAUUUGAAUGGCAACAUGCUUACAGCAUCAGACGAGGACUGUUUUAUGUUGAUUUCAGCAGUAAAGAAAAACAGCGGAUUCCGAAGUCGUCUGCAUUGUAUUACAAGCAGAUCAUUCGGGAAAACGGCUUUCCUGUGAAGGAGUCAACCUCAGCUUUACACCGCCAAUUUCCCUGUGAUUUCUUUUGGGGUAUGACAGAGUCUGUUAUUAAGGCUGAAUCUGUCGCCUCGUCUCCCCAGUUCCAUGACCCCAACCUGUACCUCUGGAAUGUUACUGGUGAUGGGCUUUUCCACCAGGUGAAAGGAGUCCGACUGAAAACCCGUCCUGCUCAGUGUACCGAUUUUGUCAGCAUUAAAAAACAACUGGAGCUGUUGUCAAAAACAAAAAUCACCCAUUAUAGAUUUGCACUCAACUGGUCGCUGCUUCUACCCAGUGGCAAGUUGUCAUCCAUAAACAAGCAAGUCCUUCGAUAUUAUCGAUGUGUGGUUAGUGAGAUGAUCAAGGCCCAAAUUAGCCCCAUGGUCACCUUAUAUUAUCCAACCCACCGCUCUUUGGGCCUUCCUGAGCCUCUACUUCUGAAUGGGGGGUGGUUAAACCAGUCUACUGUUCAGGCUUUUAGAAACUAUGCAGAGGUGUGUUUCCAGAAGCUUGGGGACUUGGUCAAAUUCUGGAUCACGAUAAACGAGCCCAAUCGACUCAGUGAUAUUUAUAACAACAGCAGCAAUGAUACUUAUCAGGCAGCACACAAUUUACUGAUAGCGCAUGCCUUGGCUUGGCAUGUCUACGAUAAAGAAUAUAGAUCCUUCCAGAGAGGUCAGGUGUCUCUGUCUCUGCAUUCUGAUUGGGCAGAGCCCGCCAAUCCCUUUGUUGACACGCAUUGGAAAGCUGCCGAGAGAUUCCUUCAGUUUGAAAUCGCUUGGUUUUCAGAUCCAAUUUUUAAGACAGGCGACUACCCUGCUGCGAUGAGAGAAUACCUUGCGUCUAAGAACAGCAAAGGCCUCUCUCGCUCUGCUUUGCCGCAUUUCACGGGAGAGGAGAGGAAACUUGUAAAAGGUGCAGCUGAUUUUUACGCACUGAACCACUUCACUACGAGGUUUGUGAUCCACGAGGUGAAAAACGGAAGUCGGUACGAAUUUGAUCGGGAUGUGGCAUUUCUGCAAGACCUGACCUACCUGAAUUCCCCGUCUCGCUCAGCAGUAGUGCCAGAGGGGCUACGCAAAAUUCUACACUGGAUUAAGAAGCGCUAUGGAAACAUCGACAUCUACGUGACAGCCAGUGGUAUAGAUGACCAUUCUUUAAAUAAUGACGAAGUCCGAAAAUACUACAUCGAAAAAUACAUACAAGAAGCCUUAAAAGCUCACCACAGUGACAAAGUCAAGAUCAGAGGCUAUUUUGCAUUUAAACUGACCGACGAAAAAGCCAAACCCCGAUUCGGAUUCUUCACAUCGGACUCCAAAGCCAAGUCUGCCGUCCAGUUCUACAACCACGUGAUCAGCAACAGCGGCUUCCCCCCGGAGCCUCCAGAGAACACAUGCGAUCCGCCAGCAGAAAAAAAAUCUUGCGCUCUCUGUCCAUUCCUAACACUGAAAACGCCGCUAAUAUUCUUUGGGUGUUGCCUUUCCUCUAUGUUCGUAUUGCUUAUAAGUAUUAUCCUUUUCCACAAAGGAAAAAGGAGAAAAUUGUAUUGGUCAAAAAAUUUCCAAUCCGUCUGUCUCCCUGUUAAAACUAGGCCCAAGAAUAUUCUCAACCAGAUAUAA
Molecule: messenger RNA, 3111 nt
Organism: Gekko japonicus
Lineage: Eukaryota; Metazoa; Chordata; Lepidosauria; Squamata; Gekkonidae
Gene: KLB
Product: klotho beta
Biological process (GO): carbohydrate metabolic process; fibroblast growth factor receptor signaling pathway
Molecular function (GO): fibroblast growth factor receptor binding; fibroblast growth factor binding; hydrolase activity, hydrolyzing O-glycosyl compounds
Source: RefSeq, a predicted model, not a curated record